This is a messenger RNA of Amborella trichopoda, 1642 nucleotides long. Its product is annotated as NAC domain-containing protein 73. Gene Ontology annotation, cellular component: nucleus. Lineage: Eukaryota; Viridiplantae; Streptophyta; Magnoliopsida; Amborellales; Amborellaceae. The record is from RefSeq and is a predicted model, not a curated record. Gene Ontology annotation, molecular function: transcription cis-regulatory region binding; DNA-binding transcription factor activity. Gene Ontology annotation, biological process: regulation of DNA-templated transcription.
CCUUCGAAGCUACUCUACUUACUGGUAGAGACGACCCGGGAGCUGAAACCAAAUCCAAAAUUCCAAAGAAGCAAGGUAGGAUGUCCGAAUCCCCACUUUACCCCUUUCACACUCCAACCCUCAUCCCAUUUUUGUUCCCCUCCUCUCUCUCACUUGUCUCUCUUGUGCCGUAAAAGAGGAGGUGCAGCACGCCGCGUCUCUCUCUCUUGCAUCUCAAGCAAGCCAUCACGGUCAGCAAUCGAGGUCCUAGAGAGAGAAGAAGAGGGCAAACUAAAGAGCACGGAAAGCGCAAAGAGCGUGUACAGCGCACAAGACCUUUAAUACAACCACCGCUUCUCUUUUUUCUCUCUCUCUCUCCUCCUCUUCCUGUGUUAGAGAGAGAAGGGGGUGAUGAUUAUGAUGAUGUGUUUAUUAGAAAUAGUGGAGUUGAGAUGACAUGGUGCAGGGGAGAGGAGAGGGAUGGGAGGCGAGAGGAGGCGGAUCAGCUCAUCGAUGGCGGAGGCGGAGCAGGAGCAGAGCACUCGCAGCAACAAGAACAGGAAGAGGGAGAAGGAGGAGAGCGGAGCAGUUGCCCCUCUUGUGGCCACCCCAUUCCGUCUUCCCAAAAACAGGCGAUUCAGAACCUGCCGGGGCUCCCAGCAGGAGUUAAAUUCGACCCUACAGAUCAGGAGCUCUUGGAACAUUUGGAGGGGAAGGUGAGGGCUGACUCAAUGAAGCUUCACCCCCUCAUCGACGAGUUCAUUCCCACUCUUGAUGGAGAGAGCGGCAUCUGCUCUACGCACCCUGAAAGAUUACCAGGAGUGAGAAGGGAUGGGCACGUUCGCCACUUCUUCCACCGCCCCUCCAAAGCCUACACCACAGGCACACGAAAGCGUCGCAAGGUGCACACAGGCCCGCAAGGAGGCGAAACGAGAUGGCACAAAACUGGCAAAACAAGGCCCGUCUUCACCAGUGGCACGCAAAAAGGCUACAAGAAAAUUCUGGUUCUCUACACAAACUAUGGCAAGCAAAAGAAGCCUGAGAAAACCAAUUGGGUUAUGCACCAGUAUCACUUGGGUUCACAAGAAGAAGAGAAAGAUGGUGAACUGGUGGUGUCGAAAGUGUUUUACCAGACUCAACCAAGGCAAUGCGCUAUGGACCCACUUUUGAGGCGACGAACCAUGAAGCCGGCCUAUGGAACGAACCAGGUCGAGCCCUAUGACGAAGCGGGCUCGGAGAAGGCUGGGUCGCCUCAGCUUAUACCUAACUUCUCUGUAGAGGUGGAUGCGUCUGCCUUUCUUGGUUGAGUGAUUGUUGCUUUUAGUUGGGUCUUUUUAUAUGGAAAGUUUUGGGGGGGCGUUAAUAACGGGGAACGUAAAGAGAGAGAGAGGUGCGUUUGGUGGGGUUUUAAAGAGAGAGAGAGAGAGAGAAAGAGCGGUUGGUGUGGUGGGUGAUUCUUUUAUUUCUUGGUUUUUAAGUUGAUAUGUAGAUUAUUGGGGUAAGCAUAAAGUGAGCUAUGCGUUGUAUUAUUUGCAUUUCGUGUUAGAAACGAAUAAGUGAUCUUAAGAAGAAGUUUGAGAGAAUGUUGUAUGCAUUGGAAAUGAAAAUAGGGAUCUUUUCAUGGAGUUUCCUGUUCGAAAUGAAACUACAAGAGUUUAUCGCA